AUGGCGAGAAAGAAGGUGAAACUUGCUUUCAUCGUCAAUAACUCCUUGAGAAAAGCAACCUACAAAAAAAGGAAGAGGGGUUUGCUCAAAAAAGUGCAUGAGAUAUCUACUUUAUGUGGGAUUAAUGCUGGGGCUAUCAUUUACAGUCCCUACGAUCCUACUCCUGAGGUGUGGCCCUCCGUUGAGGGUAUGAACCAAGUGAUUGCUGCUUUCCGGAACUUGCCGGAAAUUGACCGCCACAAUAAUAUGGUCAAUCAACGGGAGUUUAUCCAACAGAGGAUAACCAAAGCCGAUAAGCUUAUGCGUAAGCAGAAGAAGGACAACAGGGAGGUUAAACUUACAGAAGACAUGUAUCGAUUUCUUCAGAUGGGACAGUUAACUAUUCCAGCCGGGGGUCAUAAUGAUCCUAGUCUAGUCAGGGAUCUUAACGAUCUAGGUUAUCUUGUUGACCAGUAUCGUAACAGUCUUAAUCGCAGGAUUCAGAUUUUAGAAGGAGGUUCAGAUGUAGAGAUCGGCGAAUCCUCCAAUGUUGUUGCGGCUACUGCUCCAGCCACUACUGUCCAUGGGUUGGGUUCUUCUUCCUCAUCUGCUGCUGCUGGUGCAUCUUUGUUUAAUCAGAUGUCCCUUUUUCCUCAGAAUCAGCAGCAGUUUCAUCAACCAUAUGCUCCAUAUGCUCUUAGAUUCUAUGAGCAAGCUCGUAACCAGAGCCAGUCUUUGGAGAUGAUGAACAUGGGUUAUGCUGCUAACCAAAUGGGGUUUCCAUUUAUGGGGAAUGCCCAUCACUACCAUCAGACUCACCAUCACCAGCCUCAGCAGCCGCGGUGGUUCCGUGGUGAAUCUUCCACUGCUCCGCAGCAGCUGCAGUUGUUCCCAGGUGAAUCCUCUGCUGUUCCUCCACCGGCCACCUCAGGCAGUGUCCCACCUGAUGCUACAACUCAAAACCCUACCAAUAAUAUUUGGUUCCGUUAA
Messenger RNA from Raphanus sativus (radish), 969 nucleotides. Its product is annotated as agamous-like MADS-box protein AGL80. NCBI's taxonomy places the organism in Eukaryota, Viridiplantae, Streptophyta, Magnoliopsida, Brassicales, Brassicaceae. The transcript has a single exon. Gene Ontology annotation, biological process: positive regulation of transcription by RNA polymerase II. Gene Ontology annotation, molecular function: DNA-binding transcription factor activity, RNA polymerase II-specific; protein dimerization activity; RNA polymerase II cis-regulatory region sequence-specific DNA binding. The record is from RefSeq and is a predicted model, not a curated record. The coding region runs from base 1 to 969 and encodes 322 amino acids.